This is a messenger RNA of Penaeus monodon (black tiger shrimp), 820 nucleotides long. RefSeq lists its product as uncharacterized. Lineage: Eukaryota; Metazoa; Arthropoda; Malacostraca; Decapoda; Penaeidae. The record is from RefSeq and is a predicted model, not a curated record. The coding region runs from base 61 to 531 and encodes 156 amino acids. The transcript is spliced from 2 exons.
GUGGUUUUAUAUUCAACUUCUACCUCCCAUAUUUCUGCAGUACUUGAUUUUACACACAGAAUGUUCAACAGAACCCCCCCUAAGUGUGCAAUCUUCUCGACUUUGGGUAUAAGUAUCUUACUUAUAGGGGGCCUUGCUUGGCUUUCAAUUGAAUUGUUUGAUGAUUACCCAGGAGUUGCAUUACCUUGGGAUAUGCCUAAUCAACAUAACACUACCAACGAACCAUCAGAAAGUGAGAGAACAACAGAGUCAAGUGCAAUAUUUGACAUGGGGAGCACUACUGAAACGGUAAAAGCAGAAAGCACUAUUGAAACGGUAAAAGCAGAAAGCACUGCUGAAACGGUAAAAGCAGAAAGCACUGCUGAAACGGUAAAAGCAGAAAGCACUGCUGAAACGGUAAAAGCAGAAAGUACUACUGAAAUGGUACAAGCAGAGAGCACUACUGAAAUGGAAAUAGGAAAUGAUACAUAUGUAAGCAAUACCAAUAUAUGGAAAUCUCCUACAGAAGGUACCAUUAUUCAACUGAACUAAGUAUUUGAAGCAGAGAAGGGAGGAAUUGCUAAAGUUGAGACAGGGUACAGCAGAAAAAAUAGCUUUAAACAGUGCUGAACCAGGCCCUUUGUCUAAAACUGUAGUUAGGGCCUGGUUUCUCCUUGUCCAAAGCUGUAGACACAGCCAAGCCAAACUUUGAAAGAAUUAGUCAAGAGGCUGGAGUUGCAUCUGGAAGAAGUACAACUGGAGCAGGAUCAUGAAAGUAGCAGUUCUCUCAAAGUUAAUAUUUUGUGCAUUUAGUGAUUUGAUUAAAUUAUAAAACAAGAAA